AUGUCCACUUCUGUAUUCCUCACAGGCAGCACCGGCCUCAUUGGUGCUUCGGUCUUGCAAGUCAUUGCCAAGAACCCCAAAUACGUCGUCACGGUCCUCGUUCGCUCUGAGCAGAAGGCGGUCAAGAUAGCCGAGCUUCUUCCUGGCGUCAAGACUGUCGUCGGCUCGCUUGACGAUGCUGCGCUGCUCACCGAAACAGCCGCCAACUCCGAUGUUGUGCUGCAAAUCGCCGCCUUCCACGUCCCGGGUACCACUGCCCUACUUGCAGGCGCGAAGAAGCGCUUCGAGGCGACUGGUAAGGCGCCGAUCUUCAUCAACACCUCCGGCACGGGCAUCUGGGCCGACCUCGGAGCCAACGGCGCUGCUCCCUCGCGCAAAGUGACGAAAGACACCGACAGCGACCUCGUCCAGACGUUCAUUGAAUUGCCCCAUACACCCCCCACCAUGGUCGGCCUCGAGGCUGCAGCGGCCGGAUACGUCAAGGUUUUCACGGUUUACCCAUCGACUGUUUGGGGCGAGCCGAGUGGUCCGUUGUUCGAUAGCGGCGUGGCGCAUGUUGGCUCGAUCCAGGUUCCGAUGUUGAUCAAGGAGUCGAUCGGUCGUGGCCAGGGUGGUGUUGUAGGCGAGGGCCUCAAUGUCUGGAACCACGUUCACAUCGAUGACACGACCGACUUUUAUAUCUACACCGAGAUCCUCCACGCUAAGGGCAAGUCCGCGUCGUCGGUGCCAACCCAGUUCAAGCAGGAGGAGUUCGCCGCCAACUCCUUCCUCUUCUUCUUCGGCACGAACUCGACGACUGAGGCCCCUCGCUCGCGUUCGAUUGGUUGGGCCCCUAAGUACACUACUGAUGACUUCUACCCUGCUGUGCCGAAGGAGGUAGACGCCGUCCUCGCGGGCAAGCGUUAG
Molecule: messenger RNA, 906 nt
Organism: Peniophora sp. CBMAI 1063
Lineage: Eukaryota; Fungi; Basidiomycota; Agaricomycetes; Russulales; Peniophoraceae
Source: the annotation of a GenBank genome assembly